UUAAAACGUUUAAAAAUGGUUUAAAAGGAGUGAAAAGUUUGAAAAAUAUUGAAAAGAAUAAAAUAACAAUAAACUUUUUCAAUUAUGCUAAAUUGUAACACUUUGCAAACCGUAUAUUAAUUUUCUCUAGACGAAAGAGAGAAAAUCUCAACGUUAUUUUAAAUAUAAACCGUAGAGUAUAUUAUUUUUGAGGUUAGUUGUCACGUGGGUGUUUUCAAAACAGUUAAAAUUUUAAGAAACAAUAUUAAAAUUAGAUUGAAACAAUUAAAAAUUGAAUUCUUAAAGAAAUUAAUAAACAUGAGCAAGAAAUUAAAAUUAGAAACAUUGAGUAAAACACGAUCUUUACGUACGAGAAAAGUUCCAGAGAAAUCCGAUGAUUUAACAGCAGAAACUUCGCAAUUUUUCGACAAUAAUGCUGAAGAUGAAAAACAUUCUAAAUCAAAGAAACGUACUCCGAUAAAAAUACAAUGUGAUGAUGAUGAUGUAAAAGAUGUUGAAGUUGAGAAACAUUCUAAAGCUAAAUCAAGGAAACGUUCUCCAAUAAAAUGUGAUGAUGAUGUAAAAGAUGUUGAAGUUGAGAAACAAUCUAAAUCUAAGUCAAAGAAACGUUCUCCGAUAAAAAUACAGUGUGAUGAAGAUGUAAAAGAAGAAAAUGAAAUUCUUUCCAAGGGUUCCAAGGAUAAUUGGAUGCCAAAAAAUUGGGAAGCUUUAUUGAAGAAUAUUAGAGAAAUGAGAAAAGAUGAAACUGCACCGGUUGAUGAAAUGGGUUGUCAUAAAUGUGCCGACACCAAUGUAAGCAAGCCGAUAUUUAGAUAUCAAUCAUUAUUGGCAUUAAUGUUAAGCAGCCAAACGAAAGAUCAAGUUACUCACGCUGCAAUGCAAAGACUCAAAGAAUUUGGCUGCACUCCUGAUUCAAUUAUUGCCGCAUCUGACGAAGAACUUGGAAAACUUAUUUAUCCCGUUAGCUUUUGGAAGCGUAAAGUAGAAUAUUUAAAGAAAACAUCAGCAAUUUUGAAGGAAAAGUAUAAUAAUGAUAUUCCCGAUAGUGCUGAAAAAUUAUGUGAAUUACCUGGAGUUGGACCUAAAAUGGCACACAUUUGUAUGCAAGUUGCUUGGGAUAAAAUUUCUGGAAUUGGUGUUGAUACUCACGUUCAUCGUAUUGCAAAUCGUUUGGGUUGGGUGAAAAAAAUGACAAAAACUCCCGAGGAUACAAGAAAGAGAUUAGAAUCAUGGCUUCCCAAAGAAUUAUGGGCCGAUGUUAAUCAUCUUCUAGUUGGUUUUGGUCAAACAAUUUGCACUCCACAAAGACCAAAAUGCACCGAGUGUCUCAAUAAGGAUAUUUGUCCGUUUGUUAGAAAAAAAUAAUGUAAACAAGAGAGUGAGGAACUUUUUUAAAAAAAAGAAAGAAAUGUCAUUUUCUUUUUCGUAUAACAAUUUAUAAUAAUUUACAAUUUGUUACUAAUUCUUGCAUAAAAAUAUUGUGUACCAAUGUUUGUAAUUAUUUCUAAUUUAUUUCGUAUUUAUUUUGUAUUUAUUUUGCUAUCUCUUUAUUUUUAUUUUCUAUUUAUUCAGUUUACUUCUGUACAAUAAUAAUUAAAUCAGUUAAUUUCCGUAUAUUUUUUCGUAAAGAAUUACAAAAUUGUAAACUAUAUUUUGCGUAUUUUUUUCUAUUUGAUAAUUAUUUAUACACGAAGUUGAAAAGGGAAGAAAAAUAGAAUAGGAACUUAUUUGUUUGAAUUUUCUAAUUUUCGAAUAAAAGGUAUAAAAGUCAUUGAACUUAAA
Messenger RNA from Leptopilina heterotoma, 1782 nucleotides. RefSeq names its product endonuclease III-like protein 1 (gene Nthl1). Gene Ontology annotation, molecular function: DNA binding; 4 iron, 4 sulfur cluster binding; oxidized pyrimidine nucleobase lesion DNA N-glycosylase activity. Bases 298 to 1365 code for a protein of 355 amino acids. The record is from RefSeq and is a predicted model, not a curated record. Gene Ontology annotation, cellular component: nucleus. Gene Ontology annotation, biological process: base-excision repair; nucleotide-excision repair; base-excision repair, AP site formation. Lineage: Eukaryota; Metazoa; Arthropoda; Insecta; Hymenoptera; Figitidae. The transcript is spliced from 2 exons.